This is a messenger RNA of Plasmodium gonderi, 4524 nucleotides long. RefSeq lists its product as hypothetical. The transcript has a single exon. Bases 1 to 4524 code for a protein of 1507 amino acids. NCBI's taxonomy places the organism in Eukaryota, Apicomplexa, Aconoidasida, Haemosporida, Plasmodiidae. The record is from RefSeq and is a predicted model, not a curated record.
AUGAAAGCCAGAAAAUCCUUUUUUUCCAGAGUACACUACAGCAAUUGUGUUCAUUACAAAUACAAAAAAAACAAGGAAAAUCCUAAUAAGAGCAAAAAUAAGUUGUUAAAAAACUUGGAUUAUUACUCAAGAAAUGAAAAAAAACAAAUUUUAAAAAAAAUUUAUGAAAACAUUAUUUUGAAAAAGAAACAUUUGCAAGAAGAACUGUUACAAUUUUACAUAAACGAUAAAGAUGUUAAAGAAAUUUUUGAAAAAGAAAAAAUUUUUGAUGAAAGUGAUAAAUUAGCAAUAAUUAAGCAGGUGGAAAGUAAUGAAGAAGCACUGAUAAAUAAGUUUAGUAACUUUUUCGAUUUGUUACAUUUCUCUUUAGAAAAAUUUAAGAUAAAAGGUGGGUUCUUCGUAAACCAGAAUACAUCUAAACUGAAUGAUCUCUCCAGUUGCACAAGGAACAAUGCACUAGAAAGACACGAAUUUAUAGCAUCCAAUUUGGAUUUAAUAAAAAAAUUUUUGGUUUUUAUUGACAAAAAUUUAGACAUAUAUGAAAAAACAUCCACUUGGUUUAAGAUAUUUUUCCGUCUUAAUAAAUUUGUAAUAUAUUUUUUUAAUUAUUCUUUUCCAUUUAUUGAUUUUUUUGAUUACAAACUGUUACGCAGGUAUUCUCAUUUGUAUAUAAAAUUAAGUCUUUUGGAAAAUUCAUAUUUUGUUUCUGAGAAAAAGAAAAAAGAAGCAGAAAAUAUUUACGAUGUAAAUAUAUCAAAUGAGGAUAUAUUCGAUCUGACAAAAAAUAAUAACAAAAAUGCUAUACGACUGUUGCUCUUAUUGAGUGAACGAACGAGUCAAAUUGAUAUGCUGAAUUUGUCUGAGAUAUAUAUGUUAUAUGCAGAGAAAACAAAAAUAAAUGAAUGGAUUCAAAAUAUAAACACACAUAUUAUAAAGAGUGUGAUGGGAAUUAGAGGAGGACGAAUAAAUAAAUAUAUAUUUGGUGAAGAGCUUAAUAAUGAAAAUAAGGAAGUUAUUGAACGGAUGCCUGAAGAAGAGUUCAAUGAAAGGAAAAACGAAAUUAUGGAACACAAUAAUAACGAAAUAAGCGAUUUGUUGGAAUAUUAUAGUUAUUUCAUUUGUUUAUAUUUCAAUCUUUUAUAUUUAGUAAAUAAAUUAGUUAGCAAUUAUGUUGUAUUUCUGCCAAAUAUGAAUAACAGUAUAUUGUCCCUACUAGAUUGUAUAGUAGUACUAUGUGAAGGAAUUUUUGAAGAGGACAAUUUGAGUGAAAAAAAAAUAAAAAAUCUUAUUUUGUUUUUAAAUAAUAAGGAUAUUGAAAAAUACAUUAUACAAGACAUAAUAACAGAUAGACGAUUCCCCAACGAUCGUAUGAACAAUAAAAAUGAAAUGUAUAUAUCUCGAUAUAAAAUGAAGAAGAGCAGUAAGAAUGCAUUAUUUGAUGAAGAAGCUGAAGAAAAUGUUUUCCCACCUGAUGAGUUUAGUUACAUGGAAAACUUAAACUUGUUAGAUAAAGGAAGUGAUAUGGGAGACACAAAUACGUUUUUGGCCAUCACGGAAAGGAGUAGCUUGUUAUGGACUCCUCGUAUGGAGAUUGGUACUGUUAAAAUAGAGUCUACACAAGAAAAGGGUAGGACAAUCCUGUGUAGUGAUGAAAGAGAAGCUAGAGAAACUAAAUUACACGGGGAAGAAGACAUACUGCUGAGGCAAAGACUUUUCUAUGAGGAACGCUUGCUAACACUACACUUGAAGACAAAGCUUGAUUUGAAAUUUUUUUUCGAAAAUAUGACGCAUUUCUUUAUUCUGUGCGAUUGUGAUGAUAUUCUUAAAUUUCUCCAAACAGUGUACAUAACAAGAUACAUGAACACAUUCAACAGUAACAUUUUGUUCUAUAGUAUAUGGCUGAAUGCUGAAUUUUUAAAAAUGUAUCAAGUAAAGAAUAUUUUGUUUUUUCUGUCCCUAUUUAAAAAAAUGUUUAUUUUAAAGAACAUGGAUUUGGGGAAUUCGAUUUAUAGUUGGUAUAACAAACAGUUAAUAUUUUUUUUAAGAAAAAAGAUAGAAAUAUAUUUUGAAAAUAAUACUUUAGAAAAGAGUAUGAAGAGUGUAUUUAUAUUGUCUGAUUUGUUGAGUCAUAAUAAAGUUAUAAGGAAAAUUUUAUUAAAAAAAUUAGUUUCAUUAAAUUUUAAUACAAUUGAACCAAGUAUUUUUUGUCAAAUUUUUUUGUUGUUAAAUAAAUUAAGAUUUGAUGCAAGUAACAAGCUAUUCUCGGAGCUAUUUUUUAAACAUUACAAAAGAAUUAUUCAUUCCUUAACAUAUUCUGAAAUGUUAGAUUUAAUUAAAAAUACGGAAUAUUUAAUAAGUAAGAAGAAAAGAAAGAUAUUUGUUGUUUUGAUUUUAUAUUUUUUUAGAAAGUUUGAGCAAAGUAUUGCUACGAGUAGUAGUUCAGUACUACCUCUUAACUUAAGUUAUAUUUUUAAGUUAAUUAAUAUUAUAAACAAGUUUAAAUUAUAUGAAUAUUGUAAUAAGGACUGUUUUUUCCCCAUUUACCAAUUUAUUUUUUAUCCAAAAAAUGUUCAAAAUGACGUAGAGGUGGAAAAAAAGAAGUCUUCAACUAAUGAUCAUAAUGAAAGGGACUUAUCGAAGCAUAUAUAUUACUCCUUUUUAAUAAGAAAUAACGAAACGAUAAUGCUUGAUAUGAAAGAUCUAGAAAGAGAUAACAAUAAGAAUGAUGUUCUACUAUUAGAGGAAAAGGAAAGGCUCAAGGUACAUCCAUCUGUUGAGGCCAAUAGGGGGGAUGGAAAGAGUGUUUUGUAUAUGCUAAAUAGGACAAAUAAUGAAACAUGUGUAAAAUAUCUGAAAGUAAAAUUGGAAGUAUUAACAACUAGCCAAAUAUUAGAUUUAAUCUUUUUUAAUAUAAAUACAAGGAUAAAUAUAUACCUCAUUAGUGAGUUACACACAGAGCUAUUUUAUAGAAUUCUACGAAAUGUGAACUUUUCUAAAAAUCAGAUAAUCCUAUGUUUUAGAAGCAUAUGGAUGUCCAGAGUUUUUCAUCUGAACAUUUUUGAGGCCCUAAUAGAUAUUAUAACAAACAAUAUAAAAAUAGUUGAUAACUCCAUUUUUGCGCUAGACAUUUUAUUAUGUCUGUGUUCGUAUAAAUAUAACAAGAUAUACGAUCCUUUAAUAGUGACCCUAUUUGAUAUAUGUUUCCAUGACGUUGAUAAAAUUUUAAAAAAUAUGAAAAAACAAGUCCUCUUUUAUUAUUGCAUUAUUUUCUUGGAAUUGCAUUACCCACUGCUAUUUUUAAAAGUCAUUCGAAAAAGGAAAAAUAUUUUAAGAAAAAACGAAAAGAAUAAUCCCGAAAUGCAAUCUGGAAGUGGUGUAUGUUCCAAUAAAAAUAUCCCGAAUGAAAUGGAACAUUUCGGUGCUAGUAAAGAAAAUGCACAUUUUUGUAUCCAUGCUCCAAAUGCCAUAGUAGAUCAUGGAAUAGGUAUAAGCGUAAAAAUGAUAGGAAAAAAUAAGCCUUUUGAUGUGGUAAAAAAUGACCCUUUUGAUGUGGUAAAAAAUGACCCUUUUGAUGUGGUAAAAAAUGAUCCUUUUGAUGUGGUAAAAAAUGAUCCUUUUGAUGUGGUAAAAAAUAAGCCAUUUGAUGUGGUUAAAAAUAAGGUAUUUGAUGUGGUUAAAAAUAAGGUAUUAAAGGGUUCUUCUGGAAGUUGUGAAAAAGAUGGAGGAUUGGUGAAUACUGUUCAAAAAGUAAACAACAUGCUUAUGGAGGACAACGUCGAAUACCAAAACACAGUUGAUACACUAAAAUAUUUGAAGCACUUUUUUUUCAUUCAGCAAAAAAAAAACGCCUAUAGUUACGACAUAAUUAAAUUCUGUGAAUUGCUCGAAAAACUAAAUAUAACAAAUAUGAAGAUUAAUAAUACUCCCAACGUUUUUUUUAAAAAUCACGAAAUUGAUGAUUUGUUUGUCUUGAAUGUGUUUUAUCCUGUUAUAAAAUUUUGCAUAAUGUUUAUAAAAAGUGAAAAUGUGCCAAAAAAUUUGAAGAAGAUAAUUGAUAUGUCCAAAAUAGGUCGAACGUCAAGCAUGCAUAAUGUGAACCACGGAGGUGUAGACGUUUUGCUCAAUGGGGAAAAAAACCUUUCAAGAGACAACCUCAGGUGGAAGAAUAAAUUGCACCAUAAUACAGACAAUAUAAGUAAUCUAAUUGUUGGGGGCAAUGCCAUUUCAUUCAGCAGUACCUCUUUUGGUAAAUGGCGCGAAAACGAUAUUGACAUCCUCGCACAAAAAUUGUAUUUGCUUAAAAAUCAUAAAGUAAAUACUAUGGUAAUACCUAUUGAAAAGGUUGAUCUGUUUUUUAAAAUAAACCUUGUGGAAGAACAAAAUUCAAUUAUAAAAGAAUCGAAUAUCAUAUUCGAAAAGGUGUAUCAAGAAAUUUUAAGACGUAAGAGAAAAACAUUUUUGACGGAUUGUAAUAUCUUAUCAUCACUUGUGAAGAAGCAGUUACAGUAUAUUUUCCACUUGUAG